Molecule: messenger RNA, 2006 nt
Organism: Anthonomus grandis grandis
Lineage: Eukaryota; Metazoa; Arthropoda; Insecta; Coleoptera; Curculionidae
Gene: kdn
Product: probable citrate synthase 2, mitochondrial
Exons: 6
Coding region: 249-1646 (465 amino acids)
Biological process (GO): citrate metabolic process; tricarboxylic acid cycle; carbohydrate metabolic process
Cellular component (GO): mitochondrial matrix
Source: RefSeq, a predicted model, not a curated record
UUAAAACGAAACUCUGAGUUUUAAAUAUUUAAUGCUAAGCGUGACAACAGUGUCCAGAUAUAAUCAGCCAAGUUGGGUCGUGCGUAAUAAGUGACUUACGAGUGGCAAGAUCGAGGAUUUCGUUUCGUCCACGUUAUUUCGAUUCUCGCUUUCCGGCAUUCCCGAAUUGUGGCCGCGGUGAGCGUUGUUGGCCCUUAUUGACGUGAGUGACCCGAUUAACAACCCCUUAAAGAAAGAAGCACGAAAAAAUGGCGCUAUUUAGGGUAACCAACAGACUCCAAGAAUCACAGAAAAUUGUACCCCAAAUAUCAACAAUCAUCAGACAGCUCACCGACUCUUCAACAGAUCUCAAGGCAGUCUUGGCCGCCAAAAUACCAAAAGAACAAGAAAGGGUUAAGAAUUUCCGUAAAAACUAUGGAAGUGCCAAAGUUGGAGAGGUCACAGUUGACAUGAUGUACGGUGGUAUGAGAGGAAUCAAGGGUCUGGUGUGGGAGCCCUCAGUGCUGGACGCUGACGAGGGAAUCCGUUUCAGGCAACUUUCCAUCCCAGAGUGCCAAAAGGUCCUGCCGAAAGCCCCUGGGGGCACCGAGCCUCUGCCUGAAGGUCUCUUUUGGCUGUUGAUUACCGGAGAUGUGCCCACAGAGGCCCAGGCCAAAGCGGUGUCAAAAGAAUGGGCGGAACGUGCCGAACUUCCACCGCACGUCGUCACCCUCCUCAACAACCUCCCGUCCAACGUUCAUCCGAUGGCUCAACUAUCGGCCGCCAUCACAGUCUUAAACAGCGAAAGUAAAUUCGCCAAAGCUUACUCCUCCGGAGUGCACAAGUCGAAAUACUGGGAGUACACCUACGAGGACGCGAUGGACCUUUUGGCACGUUUACCGGUCGUCGCCGCAACCGUCUACAGAAACACUUACCGCGACGGUUCCGGUAUCGGUGCCAUCGACACCUCCAAGGAUUGGGCCUACAAUUUCACCCAAAUGUUGGGCUAUGACAAUCCCGAGUUUAUCGAACUGAUGAGGUUGUACUUGACGAUUCACAGCGAUCACGAGGGCGGAAACGUAUCGGCCCACACCACCCAUUUGGUCGCGUCCGCUUUGAGCGACCCCUACUUGUCUUAUGCGGCGGGUCUUAACGGAUUGGCGGGGCCGUUGCACGGUUUGGCCAAUCAGGAGGUGCUCGUUUGGCUUCAGAAGUUACGGCAACAAGUCGGUGACAAAUACACCGAGGAGGGUUUGAAGGACUUCAUUUGGAAGACUUUGAAGUCUGGACAGGUGGUGCCCGGUUAUGGACACGCGGUGUUGAGAAAGACCGAUCCGAGGUACAUGUGCCAGAGGGAGUUUGCCCUUAAACAUUUACCUGAAGAUCCACUUUUUAAGCUCGUGUCUGAUGUGUACAAGGUGGUGCCUCCGAUCUUGUUGGAGCUCGGCAAGGUCAAGAACCCCUGGCCCAAUGUAGAUGCUCACUCUGGAGUACUUUUGCAGUAUUAUGGUCUGAAAGAAAUGAACUACUACACCGUCCUGUUCGGCGUGUCGAGAGCCCUGGGUGUUAUGUCCGCACUGGUGUGGGAUCGUGCCCACGGACUCCAAAUCGAAAGACCCAAAUCGAUGUCCACCGACGGUCUCAUGAAGGCACUUAAGGCGGCUUAAUAAUGUACCUUAUUUAAUGUUUUUUUUUUGUUAACUCUUACUAGGUUGCAAAACCAGUAAGAGUAAUUAAUAAGUGACUUUUUUGUUUUAACACUCGCAGUUUAUGCGCUUAUUUCGUGAUCAUCAGGUGAUUUUAUUUUAAUUUUCAUUAGUAAAAGAAUCGUUAUAUUAUUUUAAUCGAUUUUCAAGCAAAAAAAAAUUAUUCGUGUCAUUACUGUUAGUUUUUAUUUAUUAUUUGUAACUUUUGUUUAUCGCGGCUCAUUCUGUACAGGAUUUGUAAAUUAUUAUUAAUGUUAUAAUUUCGAAACUCAAUUUGUAAGUAGAUCAAUAAUAAGACAAUACAUGUUUUACAAGUUUUAA